AUGAUACAUAUAGGAUAUUUUGUGGUAACUCUCUUGAGUUUGAAAAUCGUGGAAAGUGCCAUUGAAGGGAAUGCUGUCGGAGGAAAGAAAGCUGUCAUAACCGAAUUUCCUCACUCUGUGUAUCUCGGAACGACAUGUUAUGAAGAGGAUUCAGAGGAUUCAGAGGAUUAUAACUAUUGGCUCUGCGGUGCUUCUAUUUUGAACCAAAAAAUCGUAUUGACAGCAGCGCACUGCAUGUACGGGUGUGGACCGCUCAGCAGUUUUUCCGUUAAUAUGGGAAAUGUCGACAGGAAUAAAGGCUUUGAAAGCACAGUUGAAGCUUACAUUCUGCACGAGGAUUAUACGCCUCGCAAGACAGCUAAUGACAUAGGUGUGGCGAUGAUAAAAGCUACUAUUAAAUUUAAACCAAACAUUAAACGGAUUGCUAUCAUGAAAGAUCCACCUUAUUAUGAGAAGUCACAAAUGGCUGGUUGGGGUCUCAUUGACGAAAUUAAUUCUAAGUACGAUAGUUACCUUUGGUAUAUUGAUCAGUAUGUAUGGAAAAAUGAUGAAUGCCUCCAAGUACUCAACAAAAUGCCAAGUGGCACUGUCUGCGCAAGUAGUGGGAAUUCUGAAUCAUAUUCUGCUCGAGGUGACUCCGGUAGCGCCCUGGUAGUGAAGAACUACAUCCAGAUUGGGAUUGUCUCCUACAAGGUACCGAACCUCAGCAGGAGUCUCGUGGUCUAUACAGACACCGGUUACUUCUACGAUUGGAUCAAAACUAACGCAAAAAAACUUUAUUGUGCCUAA
This is a messenger RNA of Spodoptera littoralis (African cotton leafworm), 789 nucleotides long. The record is from the annotation of a GenBank genome assembly. NCBI's taxonomy places the organism in Eukaryota, Metazoa, Arthropoda, Insecta, Lepidoptera, Noctuidae.